UUAUCGAGUGUGAAAAAUUGAUGAUGCUUCACAAAGUGGUAGAAGCGAUUGGAAAAUCAAGAUGCCUUUGCAACUUUGAAGGGCGAUUCAAAAUUUAAGAUGAAGAGAUGCUUCGAAUGAUGGUAGAAGCGAUUCCAUAAAUUAGAUGCCUUGUCACGGUUGCAGGGCGAUUCGUAAAUUAAGAAAAUGGACUAGAGAAUGAAAUUCGGAGUGCCUAGCCAAAAAGCAAGUCCGAGUUUUGAAGAAGAACUAACAAGUGAAAUUUGUAUUGGCAGGAAAUGGAAAACGAGCAACGUGAAUCUCAAUCUUCCAACGAAGAAGUGUUCUUGCCUAGCGAGGAAACCAUCAGUCAGCCGGGAACGGUCUACAUCAUUCAAGAUGGAGACCUUGAAAAGACGAUGGGUGCCCGCAACCACGCGACCACCCGCAUUUUGUCCAUAGUGAAUACUAUCCAUCACUAUGAGGGAGACGUGAGCAUGCUGAAAACCCGAAGAAGCAUGCUGCAAGAUACUUACAAAGCAUACGACCAAGCUCAAAGUCGGUUGGAGCAAUGGUCAACUGACGAAUUCCAAAACAGGGAGGAUACAGAAUUCAAAUACGUGACCGGCUUAGCUGAAAUUGACAAAGCAAUUGAAAGUAAUAAGGCCGCUCAAAACUCCGGCCAUGAUUUGGUCCGGCUACCUACCGUCGAUUUGCCGUUAUUUUCAGGCCAAAUCGAAGAUUGGCUUGAGUGGAGCGACAAAUUUAACAACUUAGUUCACCGACGAGCAUCUCUCGCGGACGUUCAAAAAUUUGAAUACCUAAAACUGUCGCUGAGAGGCCCCGCGCUGAAUAUCAUAGACUCGCUUCCAACGACUUCCGCCAACUAUGUGGUGGCAUAUGAGCUACUGGAAGAACGAUACAACAACACAAAGUUGCUGAUUCAAAAACACAUGAAGGACCUGUUCGAAUUGGAACCAACACGAGAGGAAUCUGCUAAAUCGUUGAGAAACCUUUUCGACAAGGCAAGAAAACACUUGAGAUCGCUACGCAUCAUGGGGCAACCAGUGGAAGCAUGGAAUGCGGUUCUUAUCCACCUCAUGGCCAAUAAGUUGGAUAACGCUACACGACGAGAGUGGGAAUCAACUACUUCUGGAACAAUUCCCCCGACAUAUGACAGUCUGGAAGCGUUCAUUACCAAAAGAUGUCAAAUGUUGGAAGUUUUACCGAAAAAACGUCACGUCGUGUCAGAAACAACUACCUGCUACAAGAAACCCCGAAUGGAACUGAAGGUGCUCACGUCGAACCAAGAAAAACGUAAAAAUUGCCUUGUAUGUGAAGAAGAUCACUCCCUCAACAGAUGCAACAAGUUUCUUUCGAUGGGCCUGGACGCAAGAAUCAAAACGAUAAAACGACACGCCUUAUGUUUCAACUGCCUGCGAAGCAACCACACCGCAGAUACCUGCAGAAGUUCGGGGUGCCUCAAAUGUGGACGCAAACAUAACACAAGCAUUCAUCGUGAGCAAAGGGACUUUGGGAAUCACCGUCAAAUAGAUCCAUCUUCAAAAUAUUUAUCUAAAUCUUGGGAAACUUUACUGCCAACGGCUGUUAUUCGAAUUAUGACAGAAGAUAGAGGUUGGGUGACUGGAAGAGCUCUCCUGGAUUCGGGGUCUCAAACGAAUGUCAUCUCAAAAUCCUUCCUUGAAUUCUUAGGAGUCAAACCAGAACGAACGUUUAUUCAAAUCGCUGGAUUUGGACAACAAGCUCUACCGAUAAAAGCAAAAACAGAUAUUUAUAUUGCCGCCCGACACAAUGUUUACAUGAAGAAAAUUGCAGCAUACGUUACAGAAACUAUAACCGGACCGACCCCCCCGCGAAAUAUUGACAUAGAUGGUUGGAAUUUGUCCAAUUAUUAUCUGGCAGAUCCAGAAUUUUUCUUAAGUCGUCCUGUAGACAUAUUAUUAGGAGUGUCAAUUUUCUUUGAUAUUCUCAAAAAAGGUAACGACAAGAUUCAUCAAAAUUUACCGUCAAUUCAGAACACUUCGCUUGGCUGGGUUGUUGGCGGUACACUUAGCAAACUUGCACCCAUGAAAAGCGACAACUACGACAUUGAGAAAGUCUUACUGAUCAAGCAUCAUAAUUGGACAGAAGAAGAAUUAGAAUGUGAAAAGUUGUUCAAAGAAACUACUAAGCGAGGAUCUAAUGGGAGAUUCAUUGUUAGACUACCCUUAAAAGAGAAUGUUAAGAAAUUGGGUUCAUCGAAGGAAACAGCCCUAAGCCAAUUUUUGAAAUUGGAAGUUCGAUUCCUUAGAGACCCUAAACUCAAAUUGGAUUACUGUGCGUUUCUGAAGGAAUACCUGGAUAUGGGCCAUAUGGAAGAAAUAACUGAUAGAGACAUUGAUCCUGCAAAACCCACGUUUUAUUUCCCUCACCACCCAGUAAUACGCCCGGAAAGCAGUACAACUAAACUACGUACAGUGUUCAAUGGAUCUGCUGUUACGUCAAGCGGAAUGUCGUUAAAUGACACUUUGAUGAUUGGUCCCAACAUACAACAAGAACUUUUUUGUAUAUUGAUAAGAUUUCGAUGUCCGAAGUUUGUAUUAACAGCAGAUAUCAAAAAAAUGUUUAGACAGGUCGAAAUUGACAAAGCCGAUAGACAGCUGCAGUUGAUACAUUGGAGAUUCUCACCAGAUGAACCGGUCAAAACAUUCAGUUUAAAGACGGUGACUUAUGGCACUAGUUCGGCACCAUUCACUGCAGUUCGUUGCCUGCAACAAUUAGCAGAAGAAAAUAGAGAAAGUCAUCCCGAAGCAUCAAGGGUUAUCAUGGAGGACGUGUAUAUGGAUGAUCUUCUAACUGGACAUAAUGAACUUGAUAAACUAAAACAGUUGCAGCGACAAUUGAUGCACAUCUUGAGUACUGCUGGAUUUGAAUUGCAUAAGUGGGGUUCGAAUGAAAAGAGCCUUUUGCCCGGACAAAAUGUGAUCCCUGUCACUAAAAUUUUAGGUCUACUUUGGGACUCUCACGCUGAUAAGUUCAGUUUUAGUAACCAAGUGAUCGACAAUUUGACUGCUACGAAACGCCAGGUACUGUCUGAAAUACAAAAGGUGUUUGACCCGUUAGGACUCCUCUCACCUAUUAUCAUAAAUGGAAAACUGCUAAUGCAGGAAUUAUGGGAAUCGAAAUUAGAUUGGGACCAACCACUUCCAAAGGAGUUGGAGGACAAAUGGAACUGGUUUAAAAAACAGAUAUAUGAAAUCAAUCACAUUAGUAUUCCGAGACAUGUGCCAUCGGCAGGGGUUUUAGUUGAGUUACAUGGGUUCUCAGACGCUGCCAAACCGGGCUACGGAGCUGCAAUUUACGUCAGAGUAGAUAACGGAAAUAACAUUUUGUCUCAUCUACUCUGCGCUAAGUCUAGAGUUUCACCAGCAAAAUCUAAGCAGACGAAUCAAGACGAUACCAUACCAAGAAAGGAAUUAAGAGCCGCAUCGUUACUGGCAGAUCUGAUGCACAAGAUAAAGCAAACUAUUUUGUUUCCGAUUCAAGGUAUUUAUUAUUGGACGGACUCAAUGGUUACUUUGGACUGGAUCAACAAACCAGCACAUGCUUGGCCAACAUUUAUUGCGAACAGGGUAACAUCAAUACAGGAAAAAACAACUAUUACGUGCUGGCAUCAUGUGAGAUCAAAAGACAAUCCUGCGGAUCUCAUCUCCAGAGGGGUGUCAUCGAAAAAGUUAGCAUCCAGUGCAUUAUGGUGGUCAGGUCCUGAGUUCCUGAAGGGAACAGGCGAAUCAUGGCUUCCAAUGCCAAGAACACUUCUCGUAGACAUCACGGCUCCUUCUGCAAAGGCGGAACCAUCAAGCGAGACUUUUUUGUUGGAGAGGUUCUCGACUUACACUAAAACCCUGAGAAUUACUGCAUACUGUUUAAGGUUUGUCUACAACACCAAAAAACAGAAUAUUGUAAAACGUGUCGGAACUCUUGCUCUACAAGAAUUGAGGGAGGCUGAAAUCUUACUUAUUCAAUUUUCUCAAGAACGAGCAUUCAAGCUGGAAAGAGAAUUAUUGCUUAACAAUAAAGCUAUCCCACGUUCAAGUCCCUUAUUAACCUUAAACCCAGUCAUUGAUCGUGACGGCAUCAUUAGAGUUGGAGGGCGUAUACAAGCUGCAAGAGUGACUUUCGACCAAAAACACCCAAUAAUUCUCCCAGCGAAAUGUGUUCUAUCAAAACAGAUUGCCAAACUUUACCAUCUCAAAAAUCUGCAUAUUGGACCUCAAGGGCUUCUUUACUCCUUGAGAAUGAAAUAUUGGCCUAUUCAUGGAAAAAAUCUAGCUCGACAAGUUGUGCACCAAUGCUUAACUUGCUUCAAAAACAAACCAAUCGGAAUAACUCAAGUCAUGGGCCAGUUGCCAGCAGCUAGAAUCAAUGAAGCAAGAACUUUCAAAACUUGCGGUGUUGAUUUUGGUGGACCGUUCACUAUCAAGGAGAAUUUGAUAAGAACGAAGAAGUUCUUAAAGGUCUACGUUGCAUUGUUCAUCUGUUUCAGCACUAGAGCUGUUCAUUUAGAACUAGUGAGUAGUCUUACUAGUGCUGCCUUCAUUGCUGCUCUACGGAGAUUCUUUGGGCAAAGGGGUCGAAGUUCCGUAAUCUAUUGCGAUAAUGCAACCAAUUUUACAGGAGCUAGUCACGAAAUCGCCAGGAACGCUAAGGAAUUGGAAUAUCAGCUUGCUCCCGAAAUAAGUAUGUUUUGUUCGACAGAAGGAGUUGAGUUCAAAUUUAUACCCCCUCGGUCCCCAAAUUUCGGGGGCAUUUGGGAAGCUGGUAUAAAGAGCGUAAAACAUCACAUAAAAAGAGUACUCGGAUCAUCGAUCCCGACCUAUGAAGAAAUGUUGACUCUACUGAAACAAAUUGAGGGCGUUCUGAAUUCAAGACCAAUCUCACCAAUGUCCGCGGAUCCCUCUGAUCCAAAUCCAUUAACGCCAGGACAUUUCCUUAUAGGUGAACCUAUAAGUAACCUACCGGAAAUUGAUCUAUCAUCUGCUAAGCCACAUCAGCUAACCCGAUUCGGAGAAGUUCAGAAAAGUCUACAGUUAUUUUGGAAGCGUUGGAGAACUGAAUACCUGAAUAAUCUACAGCAAAGAACAAAGCGGGGUGCAAAAUCCAAAACUAAUCUCAAGCAAGGUGAUUUGUGUCUAAUAAAAGAAGACAAUUUGCCACCUUUAGAAUGGAUAACUGGUCGUGUUGUGCAAGUGUACCCAGGACCUGACGGUAACGUGAGAGUUGCUACACUUCGUACUGCAAAAGGGGAAGUAAAACGAGCGAUUUCAAAACUAUGCCCAUUUCCUACAAACGAGCUUUAAAAAUCAAUUUAUUCAUGUAACGGUUUGACAAAAAAUAAUAAACGAUGAAAUUGAUACAUCCAUAAAGAGAUAAUCUGAAACCAAUGAGAAAUUUACUUUCUAAUGUUCUUUUACAGUUCUGGAAUAGUGUUGGGAGGGGAGUAUGUAAGAUUCUGAUAAAUCCCAGUAGGCUGAGCUUCUUUCCAAGGAACCAUAGCAACCCACUACUACCCAUUUUCCCCUCAUUGUAACCAUAGCAAUCAUUUAGUUACCAUAGCUACCGCUAGCAAUCGUCGAAGUAGCCUGCGUGUGAAUCGCGGGAAAUGCGUUCUCUUUCUCUACGAACCAGCGACCGGAA
Messenger RNA from Uranotaenia lowii, 5676 nucleotides. RefSeq lists its product as uncharacterized. Bases 279 to 5339 code for a protein of 1686 amino acids. The transcript has 3 exons. Gene Ontology annotation, molecular function: nucleic acid binding. Gene Ontology annotation, biological process: DNA integration. Lineage: Eukaryota; Metazoa; Arthropoda; Insecta; Diptera; Culicidae. The record is from RefSeq and is a predicted model, not a curated record.